Molecule: messenger RNA, 894 nt
Organism: Arctia plantaginis
Lineage: Eukaryota; Metazoa; Arthropoda; Insecta; Lepidoptera; Erebidae
Source: the annotation of a GenBank genome assembly
AUGGCGUUGAAUAGGUUAUUUGCAAAUUUAACUUUAACGCCGGUAACCACCUUAAUAUCCAGACGAUCUAUUCAUUUGGCUGUAGUGAAUUUAGCAAGUAAACCAAAUAUUUAUAAACCUAAACCUGGAUUAGGCAAAAGUUACAGGCGAAUAGUACAUUUCCCAGAAGAGUACACUGUAAAACCUUUGAAUGUUACUAACCUCGCAGGCAGAGAUCCUGAAUCUGGUCGAGUUAUAGCAAAAGGGAUCGGUGGAGGCAUUAAACAAAAGUAUCAUUGGAUAGAUUGGUUAAGAACAGGACCCACCGAAGGACCACCACAAGAAGAAAGAGUUAUUCAGGUUCUAGAAGAUGGUUGCAGAACUGCUCAUAUAGCCUUAGUUGCUGUAGGUGAUAAACUGAAAUAUAUAUUGGCCACAGAGAAUAUGAAAGCCGGUGACAUACUUAAAUCCUCUCGUGAAUUACCUAGGAUUCCAGUCAGAGCAAAUGAAGGUGAUGCAUAUUUGUUGGGAGCUCUACCAUUUGGAACUGUCGUACAUUGUAUUGAAAAAGUGCCUGGAAUGGGUGGUCUAUACAUACAUGCGGCUGGUACAUUUGGUACAAUUUUAAGGAAACAAGAUGACAGAAUUGUAGUCCAAAUGCCUUCUAAAAGGUUGUUCAGUUUUGAUCCGAAAUGUAUGGCUGUAGUGGGUCGCCUAUCCAAUGCGAUUCACUCAAGUACACCAAUAGGUUCUCCACAGCGCAACAGAUGGCUCGGCAAUAGACCACGGUCAGGUUUAUGGCAGAGAAAGUCCGGCCGACACGGAAGAAAAAUCAAACCUCCGAAGCCAAUUAAAGAAAUUCAUGCUGCCAAACCGAAGUCGCUGCCAGCGAUCCAGAUGACAAUGUGUCCUUAA